This is a messenger RNA of Athalia rosae (coleseed sawfly), 5286 nucleotides long. RefSeq names its product homeotic protein Sex combs reduced (gene Scr). The record is from RefSeq and is a predicted model, not a curated record. Gene Ontology annotation, biological process: anterior/posterior pattern specification; regulation of transcription by RNA polymerase II. The coding region runs from base 2597 to 3718 and encodes 373 amino acids. The transcript is spliced from 2 exons. Gene Ontology annotation, molecular function: DNA-binding transcription factor activity, RNA polymerase II-specific; RNA polymerase II cis-regulatory region sequence-specific DNA binding. Lineage: Eukaryota; Metazoa; Arthropoda; Insecta; Hymenoptera; Athaliidae. Gene Ontology annotation, cellular component: nucleus.
GACGUCCGGACGAGUUCGGUCGUUCAGUGAGUUACGAGAGUUGUAACCGCGGGUCUCUCUCUCUGUUAGUUAAACCGAAGAUACGCGUACGUUAUAAGUCGAUUCGGUCGGUCGAACGGCGUCAUUGACAAGAACGCGGCUAGCAGUAAAAAGGAAUCCCCCUUUUAUCGUUCGGCCCUAUACGGAACGCGGGGGUGGCGCCGAAACGCCGAUCGUUCUUCGCGGGAAUACCCUGUCCAACCCCCGAUUUUGCUACCUUGCACGGCUAGCUGCGCUCCCCGGGUCCGCAACAGGUUCGAAUUUAUGGGACAAUAAGGAGUGUGCUGUGCGUAGUGCGCGUGUAUAUCUCUCUUCAUCUCUCUCUCUGUUCCUCUUACCUCUUCAUCCCCGCACACCCUCCCGCCCCCCCCUCGAUUUCUUGCCCUCCGCCUUUCGCUCUCUCUCUCUUUCUCUUGUUGUCGGUCCAUUCCGCCACUCGAGAGAACAGAGAAAAAAAAACAAAAAGAAGAAGAAGAAGAAGAGGAAGAGCGCAAAGAGAGGGACGAGAGAAGGAGAGAACUGUAGUCGGGGCCGGGCUAUCAAACUCUCAUAAAACUGUCAGCCGCCCGACCGCCGAGCUGACUUAUGCGCGCCCCUUCUCCCGCACGAGACACGAAAGUUUGCGGGGCCGUCCCGUAACCGGCUGUACACCGUCUUCGAACAUCCCCCGUGUGGACGAAACGAUAGCGGCUGCGUAUACGUCGGAUCGCACCCCUUUACGGCAAAGGAAAAAUUGAAGCGAACCUCUGACCCCUUGACGCGCUACGAGGCGUGCGUGGGAUAUCGGAACGGCGGCACUUCUCGUUCGGGGGUCGAAAUUAAAGCCUUCAAUAUUUAGAUCGCCGUACAAGAGAGUCCGGUGGGCAAAACCUAUGCCCUCCCGAUCCAUCCCCCGUAUUAUAAUAAAAAACGAAUAGGGGGGGGGAGGGGGGCGCGUGCGCGAGUAUCCCCCGAAUAUCGCGGGACGAAAGAGGUUUCGCCGUACGGUUUCUCCGCGGUUGACGUCGCAGUCGUCGGUAGUUCUUCUCUCCUUGGUGGGACCCCCACUACCAGAAGCUCCCAAAUAUCUCUCCAUUAGCCCCCCUGGCGGGCUACCCCCACCCAGAGGCGAACCGAUGCUGCGCACCCCUCUCCACCCUUGUCACUACGGGCAGCAGCAGCAGCAGCAGCAGCACCACCAGCACCCAGCGGCAACGACAGCGGCGGCAGCAGCGGCAGCAGCAGCAGAAGCAAAAGCGGAGAACGGGGUUGAAGAAUCCUCGUCGUCGGCAAGAGAGACCAAUCAAGGUUUGACGGACGACUGGGAUUGGUCGCUGCCUCUGACACGCAGCGCGGCACGUGACACCGCUACCGCACCGGCCCCCGAGAUCACGGCUCAGUACGAUACGACCGCCCUUCGCGCACGCAACGCAUUGCGGAACCCGACGAAACACUGGUGUACGAAAACGCACUAGUGUCUCCGACUGCCGUUCGAAGGAAAGAUUGUUAUAAAACAAACAAACGAAAGAUAUAAAAAAAAAAAAAAAACAAACAAAAAACAAGAAAACAAUCCGGAGCGGUACCACAACGGAAACCGAACGCACGUUACCGUCAGCGAACACCUCGAACGAGGUGCUGGCGACGGCGUCGUCGUCGUCGUCGUUGUCAUCGUCAUCGUCGUCGUUGUCAUCAGCGUCGUUCGAUUGCAUCUUCGCAUUUAGAAACAGGGACGUUUGUCCCGUUCCCUUCGUCCUGGGAAGGUCGUCGCGACGCUCCUUGCCCGGGGGAGUCUUCGGGGGGGUUCUCCGACAGAUCUCGCUGCGUUAAUUCAUUCAUUUUGUGUUGUUUUUUGUCGAUAUUCGUCGUUUUGAAAAAAAAAAGCAAAAAACAAAAAAAAAAAAAAAUAAGAAACAAGUGUACGUACAUGAAGACAGUGUCGAAUUCGCACCACCGAUUAUAUCCGCGCGCGGGACCCUAUGGACCGGAUUUCAAUGGAUCUUACGACGUGUCGUUGCCGUUGCCGCCGAUGCUGUUGGCUGCACCCCGUAGGCAAUUGCGCCUCGUAAGGUCGUAAAGAAACGGAAGACAGUUUUAUAGCCUCGGCCACGUGGCGCUCGUAAACCAACUUGACUUUGGGCUGCUUGCCUGCCUGCCUGCCUUGCCUGCCUUUCCUGCGGGCCGCCUCGUACCGGCAGGAGCAACACUCUCUAUUAGCCGGGUGACCCUUGUUCAUUAUCGAAUCGUUAAUCGUGUUUAAGUCAACAGACACCUUACCCCAUCCCCAAUGUGUAAACGUCGAUUUACUAAGUGUGAAUCGUAAAGAGAAUUCGCCCGCUUAAAUCAAGAGUGAAGUGCUCAGAGGACACCGGCUCGCUACCACGUGAAAAACCGAUUGAAUAAAAAAAACCAAAAGAAAAAAAAAACAACGAUGUACCCGAUAAAAGUGUUCGAAUCCAAAUCCCUAAUGUGUUGCGAGUGAAGGUACUGAUACGGGGAAAAGUAUUAAAAUAAAAUCAGAUCGACAAAAAAAAUCGCGCAUCUCUGACAAGAACCGUCGACUGCUCAUCACCUAUCGAAGAUGAGUUCUUAUCAGUUCGUGAAUUCGUUGGCGUCUUGCUACGCCGGACAACAGCCCCAGCAGCCUCCGAGGCCGACACCCAAUUCGCCCGGAGAGCCUAUGCAGGCCGCUUCGCCGGCCGGCGGCGAUUAUUACAAUCCGAAUGCCGCUGCUACCAGUUAUCCGCCCACGUGUUACUCUCCGCAGCAACAUUAUCCGCAGCAUCCUUACGCUACGCCCGCCGCCACCAUGCAGCAUCCGGCGCCAACGGGGAUGAUAGACUACACGCAACUUCAGCCUCAACCUCGUUUGAACGCGACCGCGACGUCGCAACAGCAGCACAUGCACCCCCAGCAGCAACAAUCGCAUCACACGCAACAGCAUCAUCCCCAACAACUCCACCCCGAUCCGACGUCGCCGCUUCUCCAGGGCGCUCCCGCCACCGCGGUACCGUCGUCGGCCAGUUGCAAGUACGCGGAUUCGACAUCGUCGACCAGUGUAGCGUCACCCCAGGAUUUAACCACUUCCACGUCGAGGAAUAGCCCGACACCGCUGGUGGCGCCCGGUUCGAGUAAAACCUCCGGGCUGACCUCGCCACCGGGUAGUUCGUCGAGGUCCUCGGUAGCCGCCUCCGCUGCUUCUCCGCCCGGUGGAAGUUCGAGGGGUGUCGGUGGCGAGGGUACGUCAACGCUGACGACAGCCUCGUCGGCUUCGUCGCCGGCUUCCUCGACGUCGAGCACGUCGAGCACCGGCAACAAUUCGUCGAACAAGGGAAACGCGAGCGGCGGAAAUCCGCCGCAGAUCUACCCGUGGAUGAAGAGGGUUCACAUCGGACAGAGUACGGUGAACGCUAACGGUGAGACUAAACGACAGAGGACAUCGUACACCAGGUAUCAGACGUUGGAGCUUGAGAAGGAGUUCCAUUUCAAUCGGUACCUGACCAGAAGACGACGUAUCGAGAUCGCUCACGCGUUGUGUCUUACGGAACGACAGAUAAAAAUAUGGUUUCAAAAUAGGCGAAUGAAAUGGAAGAAGGAGCAUAAAAUGGCUAGUAUGAACAUAGUACCCUACCAUAUGUCACCGUACGGUCAUCCCUAUCAAUUCGCUCCGCACCCCGGUCAGUUCGCGCAUUUGGCCACAUAGGACGAAUUCUCGCCCGCCGAGCUUGGAGCGCACGCGGUCCGGUUUCCCGGAAUGUACGGCGAACAGAAUUUUUAAGCUUCACGUUAACAACGACGAGAAAAACUUACGAAUCGGACGAACGAUAACGGUGUAGAAAAUUAAGCUGAUUCCAGACGAAAGACUACAAUUCCUAGACAGUUUUAUCGUAUUCAAAGCAGCUUAAUUUUCCACCGAAACGUACAUCUGAAGUAAAAAAUUCUGCAUCAUCAUCUUGGAAGAAAACAAAAUGAAGAAAAAAAAAAAAAAGAAAUUUAUUGCCGUGUUUCCGAAAUUUGAACAGACUGGACGUGCUCCGAGUAAUUCUCGCGUUACGAAAGAACAAGAACAAGAACAAAAAAAAAAAAUUAAAUAAAAGAGAAAAAGAACAAUGAUACAAAUUCUUACAAAAUUUAUUGGUAAGAAAUUUGAAGAAACGUGACGAAUUUAUUCUCAGCGGGCGAGGUAAUCGAAUAUACAUAAUUAUAAUUGUAGCUUGUCUAGACAUCUGGUUAAAUAAUUACCCAAAACUUUAUACAGUUGCAGCUGAUCUAAUAUUUAUUUGUCAUAAGCCGGAUGCGUUCAAUUCCUUAUUUGAAUCCUGUUCAAUUUAUUCUAUUUUAAUUUUUUUUUUCUUUUUUUUUUUUUAACUAAAUUACCUCAUAUUCUCUUCAUCCUUGCGGGCGAGGUCCGAAAGUUUAUAAUUUUUACAACACCUGUACAGUAUUUUCAACUUAAAUUAAUUUUCGCCAACACCACCAUUAUGCAUAUACGUAUAUGAGUACAAGAACACAAUUAGAAGGAAAAAAAAAACACAAUAUAGAAAAAUUACAAAUUUUAUUUCGAAUGAAAUAUAUUUGACAAAAUAUUCGUCAGCUGCAUCUGAAGGUAGAAUAAUUAAUAAUGCUCUCUGUAAAUAUAUUAUACAUAGUGUGCACCGCACAAUUAUUGUAUAACGCGUAUAUGUAUAUUACAAUAAUUAUAUUGAGCUGCUGCAGGUCUCCAAGGAGCAGAUAAAUUUCUGCAGUUUUUCUGUUUCCUAAAAAGUCUGUAUAAUAAUAAUAAUAUUAUUAAUAACAAUAAUAACAAUAAUAGUAAUAAUAGUAAUAACGAUAACAAUAUUAUUAAUAAUGAUUGUAACAAAAAUACGAUGUCCUGCAUGAUAAGUAUGUGUGUAUAAUGGUGUUGAUGAUACGAAGAUGCAGGUGAUGAAGAUGUGACGACGAUGUGACGGUGAUGAGGAGAAAUGCGGAGUUUAUAGAGAAAUUUAGUUCACAUACACGUACGUAAACCGGCUUACACGCGGGAUAUUUAUAUGUAUAAAAUUAUUGAACAAAAAAAAAAAAAACUAAAUAAUCAACGUGUCGCUAUGGGUAUCUACUGUCGUAGGCCAUUUGAUAAAGAAAAGUAAAAAGAAAAAAAAAUGACAAAAAAAAAAAAAACGAAAAAACGAAACAAAAAUAAUACCAAUAUAAUGUACCUACACGUUCGCCACAGAUAAUAAUUAUUGAAGAGGAGAGAAUAAACGAUAAAAAAAAAAAAAAAAAAAAAAA